Molecule: messenger RNA, 1445 nt
Organism: Sesamum indicum (sesame)
Lineage: Eukaryota; Viridiplantae; Streptophyta; Magnoliopsida; Lamiales; Pedaliaceae
Source: RefSeq, a predicted model, not a curated record
UGAGGAGGAGAGAGAGUGAGAGAGAUAAGAGUGAGAGCCACAAAUUCAAUUCAUAUAUAGAGAGAGAAAAGGAGAGAGAGAGAGAGAUCGAGAGAUAGAGAGAGAGUUUGUGUGUCAGUUGCGUAUGUCUGGAGAUGGAUAAAGGAUUUGGUGGCGAUGACUCUUCUUCUUCUCUAUCCUAUUCCAGCAGCAGCAGUAGCACUAGAGAUAUGUACCUCAAACAUGUGAACAGAAACUCCCAUAAGAUCUCUAAGCCCGUUCGGAGGCCUCUCCCUCUUCCCACCGCUGCUUCGUCUUCUUCUUCUUCUGCAAUCCCAAUUCUUGAUCCCAAUCCACAGCUUUCCGCCCAGCCCCAGCCCCAGUCGCAGCAACCACCAGUGUACAACAUCAACAAGAACGAUUUCCGCGAUGUCGUUCAGAAGCUCACGGGCUCUCCCGCACACGAGCGCAAUCCGACACCACCCCCGCCGGCCAAUCAGUCGAGACCGCCCAGCUCCCGUCUGCAAAGGAUUCGACCGCCUCCACUCGCCCAAAUUAGCAAACCCCCUCCUCAGCUGACCCAGAUAUUUCCUCGUCCCCAAGACGAAGCCGGUCAACGCGCCGCGGUGCAGCCAUUCACCCCCCUGCCGCCUUUGCCCUCUGUUCACCCGGCGGCUGAGUCACCAAUCUCUGCCUACAUGCGGUUCCUCCAGAGCUCCUCAGCUUCCCGUGCACCUUCGCCUCUGUUGAAUGGAGCGGUUGGUCCUCGUCCCGAUUCUUCGCUGCCCCCAAAUGACGUAAGUCAUCGGGCGGCCCAGCCUCAGCCCUUCUCGCCGCUGCUUCCGGCCGAAUCCCCUGUCUCGGCUUACAUGCGUUUCCUCCAGAAUUCCUACUCUUUAGCUACUGCUUCACCACGGUGCAGCGUUGUUGGACCACCUCAGCAGCCUCCGCUUCUCCCGCCGCAGGAGCACCCGCCUGUUCCACCAUCUGCUUCUUGUCCAUCGCCUUUUCCGGUGCUGCCGCUGUCACCUCUGCCAUUCGGAUGCAUUCCUUCGCCGAGGUCUCCCUACGGCACGCUGUUUUCACCAACGGGCCAAUUGGGCUUGCCCCAGCUGCCUCUAUCGCCAACUCUGCCGGUGCCAAGCCCAAGGUGGAAGGGCAUGUAACGUAUUUCAGUAAAGCACAAAGAAAGGUAAGUUACUUAGAUUUUUAUAGCGGUGAAACUGUAAUUUGCUCAUGUACAUGGUUUUGGGAGAUUAUAGUAAAAAAUGACUUAUUUAUUACAAUGAACAUUAGAGAAAUGUAGGUCUGCUGUUUGAUUAGUGUUCUUUACAUGAAUGUGAAGGCAGUCAGUGAAGGAGGACCUGAAGUUGAUUCUUUUGCUAGUUUAUGCGUUUUUUGAAUCUAUUGGAUUUGUGGACAUUCAGUUUUGAUAUUAUAUGUUUACUGCAUUCAUUAUGAAACCU